Beauveria bassiana ARSEF 2860 is the source of this 561-nucleotide messenger RNA. RefSeq names its product ubiquitin-like autophagy protein Apg12. Gene Ontology annotation, biological process: C-terminal protein lipidation; autophagosome assembly; autophagy of mitochondrion. The record is from RefSeq and is a predicted model, not a curated record. The coding region runs from base 1 to 561 and encodes 186 amino acids. Gene Ontology annotation, cellular component: cytoplasm; phagophore assembly site membrane; Atg12-Atg5-Atg16 complex. The transcript has 2 exons. NCBI's taxonomy places the organism in Eukaryota, Fungi, Ascomycota, Sordariomycetes, Hypocreales, Cordycipitaceae.
AUGGCCAGCAGAGCGCCCACCGCGCCAAGGCAGGCAGCCGCCGCCACCACCACAUCAGGCACCUCGUCGUCCCCCGCCUCGUUUGACAGCAAAGGCAACAGCAACAGCAACAGCAACAACAACAACAACAAGGAAGACGACGAGGUGACAGGAGCAGAAGAGGAAGAGGAUGAAGAAGCAGACACGGACAUUCCGCUGACGAUGGCGGCAUCGGUGGUCCUGGCAGACCUGCCGUCCUCGGCAGCGAUGGCGCUGGAGCGGACAGCGGCGGCGACGGGCCCGCAGCCGGCAGCCAAGGUGGUGGUGCGGUUCAAGCCGGUCGGUGCGGCGCCGCGGCUGGCGCAGGACGUGUGCAAGAUAUCGGCGACGCGGCGCUUCGAGGAGGUGGUGCGGUACCUGCGGCGGAAGCUGCGGUGUGCGGAGACGGACAGCGUCUUUUUGUACGUGAAUAGCGCGUUUGCGCCGAGUUUGGACGAGGUGGUGGGCAAUUUGCAUCAGUGCUUUAAAAGUGGUCAGGAUCAACUGGUAGUUGCGUAUUCCAUGACGCCAGCUUUUGGCUGA